Molecule: messenger RNA, 1026 nt
Organism: Gongylonema pulchrum
Lineage: Eukaryota; Metazoa; Nematoda; Chromadorea; Rhabditida; Gongylonematidae
Source: the annotation of a GenBank genome assembly
AUGCCACGCAGAAGACAGUUUCGAGCACAACGACUAGCAAGUCGUGCUCGUAGGCGACACCGCAAUAACGCGCUGAUACGUCAGCGGCGCUUAAACGCUCACAUCCGCGAUGAAGGUGUACGGAAUGCAGCUGCACAACAAACAGAGCGGUCGCAGCGGCUUCCCACGGAGCAUCCGACAGCUGCAGAUGACAGCACAGAGGAGAAGCCCCAGUGCUCAGUUUGUAGUGUCAGCGCACGCACAACUACUCACCAAACAGUGGGUAUGCCAAGGACGUUAUAUUUGAAAGUUGGUGCGCGAUACAUGAUGACAUACAACUUGGACACCAGUGACAGCCUAACUAACGGUGCUACUGGAAGACUACUCCAAGUGGAGAUGGGACAAUGUCGACAGGGAGAAACGAAUGAGACUAAACCUCUACAUGUCUGGAUGCUAUUCGACGAGCAGGAGGUGGGUAUGAAGAUGCGCCGGAGGUUCAGCAGCAUUAGCAUUCGCAAGCAUUACCCGACGAACAGGACACCGCUGGAGCCAAUAAUAGUACCGAUCAAACGUAGCAAGGGGUCAAAUUUGCAAGUAUUACGCAAACAAUUCCCAUUGGUACCUGCGGAAGCAAUGACAAUCCACAAGAGUCAGGGUCAGACAUAUCCGUCUGUGGUUCUCCACACUGCACAGCGUAUGAAUCGCGCUCUGCUCUACGUUGCGCUAUCCAGAGUCACGUCGCUUUCUGGUCUGUAUAUAAUCGGCGAAUUUAAGACACCGCGACAAAUCGCAACCCAACGAUCCGCUACAGGUCGAGCUAAGGCGGCAGGAGCAACACUUACUGCAGCCCACAUUCCAAUUUCUUCGAACAGAGCACAGCGCUGUCCAGGUUAUAUAUCACAAUGUGCAAAGCUUGGCAAAACACCGCGACCAAAUCGAGAACGACGCCGUCUACACAGCGAGCGACGUAAUACUUCUCGGAGAGACUUGGUCAGUGGCAGCAGACGAAAUUCAUAUCAACGGCUACCGCACGGCUGUACGUGCUGA